Molecule: messenger RNA, 948 nt
Organism: Cavia porcellus (domestic guinea pig)
Lineage: Eukaryota; Metazoa; Chordata; Mammalia; Rodentia; Caviidae
Product: olfactory receptor 8J3-like
Exons: 1
Coding region: 1-948 (315 amino acids)
Biological process (GO): G protein-coupled receptor signaling pathway; sensory perception of smell
Cellular component (GO): membrane
Molecular function (GO): G protein-coupled receptor activity; odorant binding; olfactory receptor activity
Source: RefSeq, a predicted model, not a curated record
AUGGCUCCUGGAAACAUGACCCGGAUCACUGAGUUCAUUCUCACAGGGGUCUCAGAGCGUCCGGAGCUGCAGCUUCCCCUCUUCUUCGUCUUCCUGGGCAUCUAUGGGCUGACCGCGGCGGGAAACCUAGGCAUCAUCACCCUCACCACUGUGGACCCCAGACUGCAAACCCCCAUGUACUUCUUCCUCCGCCACCUGGCUGUCAUCAACUUCGGCAACUCCACUGUCAUCGCCCCUAAGAUGCUGAACAACCUCUUAGCAAACAAGAAAACGAUUUCAUACUAUGCCUGCGCCACUCAGCUGGGAGGAUUCCUGGUUUUCAUUGUGGUUGAGAUCUUCAUGCUGGCCGUGAUGGCCUACGACCGCUAUGUGGCCAUCUGCAACCCCCUACUCUACAAGGUGGUGGUGUCUCCGCGGGUCUGCCUGCUGCUGGUGUCUCUCACCUACCUCUAUGGCCUUUUCACAUCCAUUGUGUUUACACUUUGUGUAUUCUCUCUGUCUUUCUGCUCUUCCAACAUCAUUAAUCAUUUUUACUGUGAUAUUACACCCCUAGUAGCAUUGUCCUGCUCGGAUACCUAUGUUACAGAAAUACUUGUCUUUCUGUCUGCAGGGACAAAUUUAAUUUCUUCCAUAACGAUAGUUGUGAUUUCCUAUUUCAACAUUGGCCUAUCUAUUCUAAAGAUACAGUCAUCAGAAGGGAGGAAGAAAGCUUUUUCCACCUGUGGCUCACAUAUGACAGCUGUCACGGUUUUCUAUGGGACACUGCUGUUCAUGUAUCUACAGCCGGGGACCAACCACUCCCUAGACACUGAUAAAGUGGCUUCUGUGUUCUAUACCCUCGUGAUCCCUAUGCUGAACCCCAUGAUCUACAGCCUGAGAAACAAGGAUGUGAAGGCAGCCUUACAGAGUUUCGUGAGAAACUCAUGUGGUUCCUGUAAGCAAAUGUAA